AUGUCUUCCUCUUCGGAAAGAGAUCCUCUUCUUCUUCCUCAACCAGGUGUCCCGAGAGAUGAACAACCUCCUCCUCCUCCUGCAAUAAACAAUGUCGUGUCGAGAGCAAAACUUGUCUGGAUCCUGGUCGCGCUGUGGACCACAGUUUUUCUUGGUGCAAUGGAUGGAACAAUUGUCGCAACUCUUCAACAACCUAUUGGUGACUACUUCGAGCAAUCUCAUAAAGCGAGCUACGUAGGGACGAGCUAUCUACUCUCUAUAUGCUGCUUUACGCCUCUAUACGGACGUCUAUCGGAUAUUCUAGGCCGCAAGGGAGCAAUGCUCCUUGCACUGGCAUUCUUCACAACUGGAACUUUCUUUUGUGCUAUAGCCCCUUCUAUGGAGGCCCUCAUUGCGGCGCGAGCGAUAGCCGGUAUGGGGGGUGGAGGUGUCAUGACAGUGUCCAACAUCACCGUCACGGAUCUGAUCCCAUUGCGAAGUCGUGGACUAUUCCAAGGGUUUACCAAUAUGUCUGGUCCCGUACUCCCAAGAGUGGUUCAUGCUGACGACAUCGAUAGUCUUUUCGGUGCUGGUGCUGGGCUUGGUGGGCCGCUCGGUGGCUGGAUCUCUGAUAAUUUUGGCUGGAGGAUUGCAUUUGGUUUUCAAGUCCCACUCCUCGUCCUCGCGGCGAUUCUCGUCUCAUUCCAUGUCAACAUCGUCCUUCCCAGAGCACCUUUGACCAUCAAUCAAAUGCUAGCCAAGAUUGACUGGCUCGGCUCGCUGACACUCGUCGUCGCCGUGUCCUCCAUCUUGAUCGGGUUUAGCUUGAAGGCGACAGAAGAUCUCGAAUGGUCUGAUAUGCUCGUAUGGGGACCAUUGGCCCUCGGCGUUUUGGGCUUCGCAUCUUUUGGGUUCGUCGAAGCGAAGGUCUCGCCCGAGCCCGUGCUACCAAUGCAACUUUUACUCAGCCGAACGCCUCUGGCUGUUGCGUUAACGAACUUCUUUGGCUCCAUUGUUAGCUUCUCCAUGCUGUACAAUGUCCCACUGUACUUCAUGGCAGUUCGGCUACAAACUGCGAGUCAAGCAGGACUUCAUCUGCUGCCCAACUCUUUCGCACUGUCCAUUGGAUCUGUCGGUGCGGGAUGGAUCAUGCGUCACACUGGCAAGUACUGGAGGUUAGUCGUCGCAAGCACGGCGCUCUCCCUGUUCGCCUCCAUUCGUGUUGCAUCGUGGGACCAAGAUAAGGCGUCGGAAUUUGAGUUAUGGUUUGAUAUUGCGCCAAACGGGCUGGGUUUUGCGUCGAUGUUGACUUCCACACUAAUCGCAAUUAUCGCAUGUGUCUCACGAGAUGACAUGGCGAUUGCCACCGGAAUCACGUAUCUUUUCCGCACCACAGGCCAGGUGCUCGGCGUCAGCUUAUCGGGAACAUUGUUCCAGGCCAUCUUGAUGAAGCAGCUACGAGAAAGGAUGCCAGGACCCGAUGCCAGCAACUAUCUCAUCAUGCGCAAUGCGGGCCUCGUUCGUUCCCUCAAAGCCUCCCAGCGACAAGCGGCUGUCGACUCCUUUGCAAUCGCGUUGAGGACGGUUUUUAUCUGCCAAGCUGCUCUAGCAUUCAUUGGGAUGAUAUGUGCCCUACCAAUUGAGGAAAGACCGCUUCCAGGCUCGCAUGAAGAGCAUGAAGAGUCUCAUCAAAGGCGACAACAGCGGUCUGCUUAA
This is a messenger RNA of Serendipita indica DSM 11827, 1695 nucleotides long. NCBI's taxonomy places the organism in Eukaryota, Fungi, Basidiomycota, Agaricomycetes, Sebacinales, Serendipitaceae. The record is from the annotation of a GenBank genome assembly.